AUGGCGAAUGCAAUCUCGCUGGGCCACAAUGGAGACGAGGACUUUGAAUAUAAGAACGGCACCCUCCGAACAAUCGAAUGGGCUGUUCUGGAAAUGCCUCCAAAAACAAUCCACUACUUCAGCAACCUGCCCUUUGGCUGGGUCCCCAAGAAUGAUCUUGAAUUCAUUGAGCUAUUUAUGCGCACAUGGAGAGAAGACUGGAUGGGCUUUUGUCAUGAUGCUAGAAGCGAUCUGAGUCGCCUCCGCACCCACCAACUGACCGCUCGUGGAAAAGACGACCUUUUAAUCGAUGCGGUUGCCGAGAAAAUGCAGCAAUGGACGCGAAUCCAGGGGACACUGGAGGAGCAACUCAGCCAGGCGCGUCACUUUGUGUCUCAGUAUCAACGGUAUAGCGAGACCCAUCGGCUCAGCGAAAGCAUGAACGGGAUCAUCAACACCAUGGAACGGGAUAUCCAUGGACAAAUUGAGAAACUAGAGCAGACAAUGCGGGAUCUGCUACAAAUAGCAAGUUAUCCUACUCCCCACAUAGCUGGCUUGCGAACUAACGCCUCUCCAUAG
Molecule: messenger RNA, 558 nt
Organism: Aspergillus clavatus NRRL 1
Lineage: Eukaryota; Fungi; Ascomycota; Eurotiomycetes; Eurotiales; Aspergillaceae
Exons: 2
Coding region: 1-558 (185 amino acids)
Source: RefSeq, a predicted model, not a curated record